Messenger RNA from Sphenostylis stenocarpa, 789 nucleotides. The record is from the annotation of a GenBank genome assembly. NCBI's taxonomy places the organism in Eukaryota, Viridiplantae, Streptophyta, Magnoliopsida, Fabales, Fabaceae.
AUGUUCAUAGGGGAGGGGAAGGGCAAAACUGUGAUUACAGGGAAAAAGAAUGUGAUCGAUGGCAUGACCACAUUCCACUCUGCAUCCUUCGCUGCUAGUGGAGCUGGAUUCAUUGCACGAGACAUCACCUUCGAGAACUAUGCCGGACCGGCGAAGCACCAAGCGGUGGCGCUCCGUGUCGGAGCAGACCACGCGGUGGUGUACCGGUGCAACAUUGUGGGGUACCAAGACUCAUGCUACGUCCACUCUAACCGUCAAUUUUUCCGUGAAUGUGACAUUUACGGUACUGUAGACUUCAUAUUCGGCAAUGCUGCGGUGGUUUUCCAGAAGUGCAACAUUUAUGCUCGCAAGCCCAUGGCCCAGCAGAAGAACACAAUCACGGCCCAAAAUAGGAAAGACCCAAAUCAGAAUACGGGGAUAUCCAUGCAUGAUUGUCGGAUCCAACCCGCCCCAGAUCUUGCCCCUGUUAAGGGCAGCUUCCCCACCUAUUUGGGCCGUCCAUGGAAGCAGUAUUCUAGAACAGUGUAUUUGUUAUCCUACAUGGGUGACCAUAUACAUCCUCGUGGAUGGUUGGAGUGGAAUGGAAACUUUGCUUUGGACACAUUGUAUUAUGGUGAGUACAUGAAUAAUGGGCCCGGUGCAGCAGUGGGCCAACGGGUCAAAUGGCCCGGGUACCGGGUCAUUACAUCUACUGUGGAGGCAAAUCGGUUCACCGUGGCCCAGUUUAUAUCCGGGUCGGCCUGGUUACCGUCCACCGGAGUGGCCUUUGCAGCCGGAUUAUCCACAUGA